CAACACGGCCUACGUGUAUAUGAGAUGGACUCCUGCGAUGUGCUAUCUUCCACUGCACCAGCUCUUUACCUAUCGGACCGAUCAUUAGGCCCUACUCCUAACCAUUCAAUGAGUGAUGACGAACCGGCCGGGUUCCCCGUACCACGCCUCCUUCGAGACGCUCCGUGACUCCAUCUACCAAAGCCUCCUCCCCUUUGUCAAGCUCGACACUGAGCCCGACAAGCGCUUCUUCCCUGUCGAUACCGCCGAGAAGGUCCUGCAGCCGGACAAAUUAGAGGACCUGUUCAAAUUCGUGGUCCCCGAGGGACGGGCUGGGGUAGACCUCGUUCGAGCUGUCAAGGAACGAAAGCUGCACACGUUUCUCGCAAUUCUUCUCUACUCUCAGUGUAGGCUGGAAGCAUGGGUCCGAAUCACCGACGUCUUAAUCGCAGCACCCACAUGGCCUGUCGAGGGCAACAGCGGGCAGAACCUGGCCGAGCUGCCUCUACAACCCGGAACAUCCCGGGAGCUAUUUGGAGAGAAUCGCGUUGCGGCCGAUCUAUUCUGCAACAAUCAAGAAUAUUUCUGCGCCGUUGUGCUUCGGAAAAAAGAAGAAGUCGUAUGCCAAGGCCACCGUCGAGUACCAUACCUGGAAGAGGUAGAGAUAGGGAGUGGCGUCUAUGGCAAAGUAUACCGAGUACUGGUCGCCCGCCAUCAUUUCUAUGAUGCAAGACAGCAAAUGUCCAACCCCCAUAAGAAACAGCUGGCCCGGAAGGAUUUUGUGCUGGAUCUCCAGGACAAUGCCUAUGUCCGGGAGCGAGAUGUGCUGCGAGAAAUCGUUCGAAACGUUAAGCAGAACAGAAAUAUCGUGGAGAACAUGGGCAGCCUGGAGAUUGGUUCAACCUACUCACUCUUCAUGCCCUUGGCCAACGACGAUCUUGAGACAUACAUGGAGAAAGCACAGCCGCCAACGGAAUGGAAACAAAAGGCCAAGGUUGUUGGUUGCGCCGCUGGCAUUGCUGAUGCGAUCGCCUACCUCCACAGCGAAUUAGUAUCGGACACGUUCGAAACCUUGUCGUGUUUCCACAUGGACCUGAAGCCAAAAAACAUCCUCAUCUUCAUCGAUCCAACAACAGGCGAAGAGGAAUGGAAGCUGUCCGACUUCAACAUGUCGCGCGUAAGAGCAACACGUCGACCCACACACGACUUUGCUACAUUACAGCGCGGCUGGACGUUUAACACAGACAAUGUUCUCGAUUUCAACAAGCUAUUCAGGCGCCGAGCUCUAGAUGUCAGCGACCGAUCAAAUUCCGGCUCGAGCGUUGGUACCUCCAGAACAGGAACCUAUCUAGCCCCGGAAACCCGUAUCGACGGGCAUCCUAUUUUGGCCGAAAGUGAUAUCUGGUCAUUGGGCUGCGUUAUAAUAGUCGUCUUCUCGUUCCUAUAUGGCGGUGUCGCGGCUGUGAAGAAGUUCGACAGUAUGAGAUCUGUACAACCGAUCGACGCGUUCUACACCGUACCCCGCGGACGUCCGUUCCACAAAAUUAAUGACAUCAAAAUCAGCGAAGAAGUGGAAAGAUGGCUGAAAGAACUGCGUUCCCAGACAUGGCUGAAGGACGAAGAUGAGGGCUCAAUUUUUAAGGAAAUGAUUGCUUUUCUUCAGAGCAAGGUUCUCAUCAUUGAUCCCUUACAACGCAGGAAGACAACAGCGUUAGAAGUCAAGGAACAGCUGAUCACUUCGUUCAAGGCAUAUAACAAUUUGAAUACAGGGUUUGUCUCGCCUAAGAAUUCACGCUUCCGUACCAAGUUCAUCAGGUCUUCUCUCUUUCCAAAGCGAACCCGAACUGAAUCUGAAAUUCAUUCUCGAAACUGGGAGAUCGGGUUGCCCGACGCAGUCAAAUCAUGCGAGUUUGGACCCAAUGCGCAACCCCUCGUAUGUGUCUCAGAGACCACCCUCCGGGCGUACUCGCUCGAACAUGUUUGCCGUACGAAGGAGUUUGACAAUCUCAUCAAGUUUGGUAGCGUUAAUCUGAACAAGAAGAAUAAACGCUGGACCGGUAAUAUCGGAGUGUCCUCGCAAUACAUUGUAGCUGCGACAAAUAGUCAUAAGUUUGAAGUUUACGUUUACUACAUCUCUGAUGGUGCAUCGCAUACCACAGAGCUGAGCGAAGUCGCUCACGUCAUGCUUGAGAUGCCUCCGAUCGUGAAACUAGCCCUGUCACCAGACGACCGUUAUGUUGCGUUUCUUUUGCAAGAGCCAAACAGCGCGCAUGGGUCGCUUUAUAUUUUCCGGAUGGACCAACUGAGACUCUUGGAUGCAGAUAGGUCCUCGUCUGUAACGUCGUCGUCCUCUAGCUCAAGCUCCUUUUCGGGUGCUGCGCUUGGUCGCCAAGCUAGACCGCUAUCUACAGUUGCGCCUGCGGAAGACGUCCGUGAACUGAGGUUCUCGGUGUCGAACACCAUGUAUGCCGUAGUAAAACCCAAGCGAAACAACACUGCCGCCGAAUAUUUCAUGACGAUCCGGGCCUGGUACAUGGAAAAUGGGAUUUGGAAAGCGCAUAGACGGACUGAAAUAGAACACGAUGGCCGAGACGAUCUUCUCCAAGGGCUAUACACGUCUUUCACCCCACACAACUCUAAUAAUGUGUUCACAGUUUUGUCCCAAGAGAAAAGAGUGUUGACGAGAAAAGCCUGGGAGGAAGGCUCCACCAGUAUCACCCAAAGCAAGGCCAAAGGCCAUCGGCUUCUCAAGGUACUGUCGAGCCUCGAUGAUGAAACUAUCUACUGCUUCGGCACGAAUGAGGCGAAGAAUGACCUUCGAUUGCUGAGCUUCCCGCCUUGCCCUCCUAGAGAAGAAUUUACGAUACCCAAGGGUGCAAAACUGCCUGGCAUGACUCAUCAGAGCAAGUUCGCUGCGUCGCUGUACUAUCCCUCAGAUGCACAAGCAGCACCCCGGGCUUUGGUUGCAGAUAUCAAUGGUCGCACGAUUCGAAUUUUAGAAGUUCCGCUCAAUCCUGAUUGAAAUGAAA
Molecule: messenger RNA, 3008 nt
Organism: Lindgomyces ingoldianus
Lineage: Eukaryota; Fungi; Ascomycota; Dothideomycetes; Pleosporales; Lindgomycetaceae
Product: kinase-like protein
Exons: 5
Coding region: 116-3001 (961 amino acids)
Biological process (GO): chromosome segregation; protein phosphorylation
Cellular component (GO): centrosome; nucleus; cytoplasm
Molecular function (GO): protein kinase activity; ATP binding
Source: RefSeq, a predicted model, not a curated record